ACGCUGAAACAACACGUCAUUACAGAGGAAAUUAUGUUAUGGAGCUGAUGUCCUCUCUGAGGAGACGAUUGAUCCGUCAAGUGUGACAAUUAAUGCUAUGACGGACAGAAGACAGAGGUGGAUGGAAUGGCAGCAGCAGUGGAUGCAUAUAGUUGGAAGGAUUAAAGUGGCGGAUGUCUGAGGGAACUUAAGAGGAAUCUCUUCACGUAUCGGAUGAAAUAAGGUAGGCAACAAAAUGUGUCAAAACCGAGAUAUGAUGUUUUUACUAUGAGCAGGACAAGGCAGAAAGACUGUGGACAACAGAAAUAUUGUAUGUUUUUGUUGACUACACUGAUUUAACCAAUAGCUGGAGUGCAGGCCAUCAUCUAAUCUUUAUUUGAGCUGUUGUAAUGACUCAGUUUCUCUCUAGAAUUAACACUGCACUGGUUUGUUUGCAGGACAGGGUGACAGUGAGCCAAGCGUCAAGCUCAUACAGCUGUGAGUUUAUCCAGAUUUCACUGGAUAAACUUCAAAAAUGUCAACCUUUGAGUCGAGCUUUGAGCCAUGGUGACGUGAAGCAGUGGAAUUUGCCAUCCUAAUUAAAAUGUUAAUAUAGUUGUUUUUUACAGUUGGUUUGAUUUCCUAACAACACUGCCAACUGUUAUAUGUCAGUGUUGGCCGUUUGUGCGUCCACAUAUGGUGUUAACGGCCUAGAAUAGAUUAUUUUAGCUCACAUGUAGACACCUCACCCGAGGUUAUCCAGGUCAAAUUAAAUCAGAGUGCAGAUAACCAGAUUAAGAGAGCCGUGUUAUUUGGCAAUCUAUCAAUCUGCUGAGGCAAGUCUGGUUUCUGUCUGUGACGCAAUUCUGUUCAUGAGUCAGAAUCAAAGCAAAGCAGUGUCACAGUGCAGUGUCUGAACACCAGGAAUACCAACGGCAGCUGUGUAAAUAGUACAUGUGGGGAAAGUGAGAGUAAAUAAUAACAAACUUUACCCAUUUUUAGAUGAUUUAAGUACUUCUAUUCAAGGAUACUUUGUAUAAUAUGGUUAUUUAUCAUAUUUAAAAACUUUACCAAAUGCCACCAGUGUUAUUAGUUGUAAAUAAGAAUCAUGGAUCCAUUACAUCAUUUCUUGUUUUACUUAAGUUUGAUCCUUUUUCUUUUGUGUCAAAAGGCAAUUUUUCCCAUCAUUCCCAAGAUCCCAUUAUGUAUCUAUGUGAUAUAAUGUAGAGCAAAGAUUGGUGAAGGUCAGUAUUAUAAGACCAUUAUUAUGGUCUUGUGUGAUGAUGAUGAUUGAAGUUCUCAUAUGAAGCAAAAUGUAUUAAAAAUAUUAGGAUACCAGGUUAUUUAUUCCAGAUUUGAAGGCAGCUCUUGAUAAGGAAUUCAGUUUUUUGCUUAAAUUAAAAAUGGUUCUUGUAGACAAAGAAAUCAACACUUUGUAUUGCUAACAUUUGGCUAUGUAGCAAUAGCAUACACUGAAGUGACAUAGUAAAGCAAGUGGAAACUUUACAUUUUAUCCUACAGUCUGAUGGGUCUAAAUUAUGACUUUUUGCCUUUCAAAGAUCAUUUGUUGUGGUCCAUCAUCCAGUGAUUUUCUGGUAAAAAUCAACAACUUCUUAGAGGCCUUAACCUUGUAACUGACUAUGGAAAUUCCUUUAACUGGAUGUUGGUAAGUGAUAUGACUUUAAUUUGAAAAGAACAGUAUGACAGGAGUUAGCAGAAGUGUUUCCCAUUAGAUCUAAGUCCACUAAACCAAUAAGCUUGUCUGACUGAAACUCUGACCUUUGGCCUCUAAAGGGUUAUGGUGUCUCACGUAUAGAGAAAGAAAUACUCCCGUUUGUGUGUGUGUGUGUGUGUGAGACGUGGCAGGAUGGGUACGUUCGUGACCCUGGCAGAGGUGUUGGAGGGCCGGGGUUCACCACUGGAUGAAGAUGAGGUCUGGUGCCUGCUGCUCGCCACCACUGAGGCUCUACUGGACAUCUCCAAGAAACGUUCGGGCAACAUGUACAGUGUGCUAAGUCCAGGCUCAUUGCUGCUAUCAGCCAACGGGAGUUUGGCCCUCAAGAGUUGUGCACGAAAUGAAGACGUGGCCUCCUUCACAGCUCCUGAGGUCCAACAGGUUCAUGCCACCUCCACCAGGAAUCAAGCUGAAAAGAUGGUUGUGUAUUCACUGGGGAUGACUCUUUACUGGUGCGUUGACUAUCAUCUUCCUCAUAAUCAGCCGGUCCAGCUGAGCUCGGAGCUGGAAGGUUUGCUGCUCAGCAUGUGCGAGGAGAUGGUGGUGAGAAGGCCCGACCUCCUGACCGUGCUUGAGACCUGUGAGCUUCACCAUAAGGCUGCGAUGCUGCCUCCAGCUGAAUGCCUUAUAAGACAGCUGGUUGAAGAUGUCUACAGAAACUCAGAUGAUCACAUGCCCAUGGUUGAAAAUGGAUCUAAGCUGACAGACCGCAGUCAAAUGGUCAGAGACAGAUUACACAGGGGAUCUUUUAGUAACUCAACAUGGGCGCUGAAGAAGAAGAUUUCUAGCACAUUCUCAGUGGCUUACCCAUCCAAGCCUAUGGGGAUUCCAACGCAAGGUCGAAACAGGGAGACGUACGGCAGCUGGCAGCAGCUGAACCGCAGCCCCUGCAGUCCGUACUUGGACGCUAAUCGAAACAGCAACUUAAGAUCCCUGGCACAGUUUGAGUCUACAGUUAGUCUGAAUGAAAAGAGAGUGAAGGACUUUGGCCCCGAGUUCAUUAGAAUGUUAGAUGAAGCACUUGUUGUCUUGGAGCUGCCCGGAUCAAUCGUGUCAAAGAAAGGGAAAUCUCCAACCACUCAGCGAGAGAUAAGUGUGGUGAUGCCAAACGGUCAAAGCAUCCUGGUCAAGUGUGAGGUGAAAUCCCGAGGAGGCGACGUCUUUGACAUGAUUGUGGCUCACUCCAACCUGAUGGAGCAUUUCUACUUUGGCCUUGCUUAUAGUGAUGAUAAUGAGUUCUUCUUCCUGGACAACGACACAAAGAUUUCCAAGGUCGCACCAGAUAGCUGGAAGAAAGUGCCUACCGCCACCUUUGUUCUCUAUUUCAGGGUUAAAUUCUUUGUCAGUGACAUUUCCCUUCUGUUGCACAAUCAGACCCGUCACCAGUACUACCUCCAGCUCAGGAGAGACCUAUUGGAUGACAGGCUGUCCUGCCAUGAGGAGUCAGCUCUGUAUCUGGGAGGGCUGGCACUGCAGACAGAGUAUGGGGACUGCAUGCCUGAGGUGUUCGGUAGGAACUACUACCGCCCUGACCAGUAUGUCCCCAAGAGUGUGAUGGAGAAACGUGCCUUGCCUUACAUUCAAGAGGAGCUAAUUCGACUUCACUCCAACAACGCUCAGAUGCUGAGUGACGAGUCCAAGCUCGAGUUCCUCAAAGUGUGUCAACAGUUGCCUGAAUACGGUGUAUUCUUCCACCGUGUGACACGUGAAAAGAAGCCAAUAGAAGGAGAGAUUAUCCUCGGGGUUUGUGCCAAAGGAGUCAUCAUCUGUGAGGUAAAAGAUGGCAGCAGAUCCACCAGUCAGAAUUUCUACUGGAGGGACACUGCAACCAUCUCCUCAAACAGGCGGAAAUUUGUAGUAGAGAGUCGUGGCUGCAAGAAGAAGUCUACUUUCAUCACAGAAAGUUCAAAGAUAGCCAAGUAUCUGUGUAACCUUUGUUCAGCCCAACAUAAAUUCAACAAUGAGAUGAACUCUCGUCAGCUCAGCCACAGCCUCACCUCAGAAUCAAAUAUGGUGCAGUAUGCGGGACUGUGUCGUGGCCAGAGCAACCAGCUCAAGUCUGUCUCGUGCUCAGAGACACCACAGGAUGAAAGUGGUCUAACCACACCUCGGGACGAGUCCCUGUCCAAGAUGUGUGAUGACCUCACGGCCAGGGUUGAGGCUCGCAUUAAACAGCAGCGCCAAAUCAACAAUGAGCAGAGUACCUUCUUCAGCAGCCAGCGCAGUAGCCCUGCGAUGCGUUCCCCAGCAUUCUCUCACAGGAGUGUAUCUGAAGCUCCCUCUGGUUCUCCAGCAGCUAGAGAAACCCCAACUAAAAUGAGGUCGCCAUCAGAGCGAGAAGUCAUAUGUGUGUCUUUAAAGAAAGACCCAAGGCUUGGCCUUGGUAUAAUAAUAGUGGGCGAGGACACAGUUGGAUGUUAUGAUUUGGGCAUCUUUGUUGCCUCUAUUGUGCCUGGUGGACCAGCUGAUAAGGAUGGACGCAUCAGACCAGGUGGUCGCCUGAUCUCUCUGAACCACGUCAGCCUGGAGGGGGUCACCUACAGCGAGGCGGCAGAGGUCAUGCACAGCAGCCCAGAGGAGGUGCAGCUCAUUGUCUCACAGCCAAAAGUUCGCCUCAGUCCCAACUGCGUGCGCUCACCUGUGCUGAGAAACUACGAAUCCCAGAAUAUGGUGAUGGCAGAUGGCCGAUCAGACGACAACAGCGUGGAUGAGGUCAUUUCAGUCAUGAUGACGCCGAAGACCACUAACAGGCUACACGUCCCUGGUGACGUCCGAGUCCUUGGAGCACAGGAUGCAUCGUCUCUGUCGUCGUCCUCCCUGAACUGUGUGAGACCUGAGGAGAUCACUGUGGAGCUCAGGAAGAUGUCAGGAAGUCUAGGCAUCAGCAUCUCUGGUGGCGUCGACACAAACCUUCCUAAUGGAGGAAUUUACAUCAAGAGGCUUGUUUCUGGAGGAGCAGCUGAGAGAGACGGACGCAUACAUAAAGGCGACAGACUGUUGGAGGUGGAUGGUGUUAAUUUCCAGGGCUUCACUUACCAGCAGGCUGUGGAUUGUUUGAGUAAAACUACUGAGGUGGUUACCAUGGUUGUGGAGAAGGAGCUGAUGAACCUGUCCACGGUUUCUCUCAGUGCGGACACCAGCAGCAGUGUGUCCAAUCAGAGUCUCAGUCCAGCGUCCAGCAGGCCCAGACUCAAGAGCUCCUCGUCCACCAGCACUCCUCCAAACACGAUCAGCGAGCGACGCAAAGACUACAGCUUUGUCACUGACGAAAACACCCAGGAGGUGACGCUGACUAAGAAUGCCAGUGGCCUGGGCUUCAGUUUCCUCAUGUGCGAGGUGGAUCCGCCCACCCGGGAGUUUAGCAGCCUGGUGCGCAUAAAGGAGCUUUUCCCGGGUCAGCCGGCUCAGCAGAGCGGCAGAAUCCAGGAGGGAGACGUCCUGUUGGCCAUCAAUGGCCAGUCACUCAAGGAGCUCUCCUAUCCAAAGGUGCUAAAAUUGUUCAAGAAUUCACCACCUGAAGUUCAACUGACACUCUAUCGGCCUCCCCCUGGGCUUCUUCCCUCCAUCGAUCAGUUCCCCGGCACAUGAGCAACCUCACAGCGAUGGACGGAAGGAAACAAGGCUGUUUUUUUUCAAGAGCAUCGACGUGACCUCGCUCGACACCAACGCUGCAGAAAGGUUCAUUGAAGAGACCGACAUGGAUCAGGAUCAGGAAGUCACAGUGGUUGGACGCUGUAUGACACUAUCAUGUCAAAUCCUGUGGGAUUAUGAAGCAGAUGUGUGGAUUAAAAAGG
This is a messenger RNA of Solea senegalensis (Senegalese sole), 5508 nucleotides long. It is a transcript of the gene frmpd2, whose product is annotated as FERM and PDZ domain containing 2. The record is from RefSeq and is a predicted model, not a curated record. The transcript has 28 exons. The coding region runs from base 1847 to 5302 and encodes 1151 amino acids. Gene Ontology annotation, molecular function: protein binding. Gene Ontology annotation, cellular component: cytoskeleton. NCBI's taxonomy places the organism in Eukaryota, Metazoa, Chordata, Actinopteri, Pleuronectiformes, Soleidae.